This is a messenger RNA of Octopus bimaculoides (California two-spot octopus), 2339 nucleotides long. RefSeq lists its product as uncharacterized. The record is from RefSeq and is a predicted model, not a curated record. Lineage: Eukaryota; Metazoa; Mollusca; Cephalopoda; Octopoda; Octopodidae. Gene Ontology annotation, cellular component: nuclear speck.
GCACGGUGUUAGUAUGUGUCUGCUGAAGAAAGCUUCCGGGUAGACAUCGCUACUGGAAGUUUUCUGAAAGAAUCCGAGCUUUUUCUUUUUUGAUGUGGAAGUAACUGACCGUUUGGUUGCUUCACCAGCUCAACAUAUCUCGACGAUGGCAGCUCUAUUUGCUUGUACGAAAUGCCAUAGCAGGCAUCCAUUCGAAGAACUUUCUCAGGGAGAACAGUUAUGUAAAGAAUGCCGGAAUAACUUUCCUAUCGUGAAAUGUACAUAUUGUCGAUCAGAAUUUCAACAAGACAGCAAAAGCAGCACAAAUUCCAUCUGCAAGAAGUGUGCACACAAUGUGAAAAUAUAUGGAAAGCCGACUGCCUGUGAAUAUUGCAAUGUCAUUGCAUCUUUUAUUGGGAACAAGUGUCAACGUUGCACAAACUCUGAAAAGAAAUGGGGCCCUCCUCAGUCUUGUGAGCAGUGCAAACAGCGAUGUGCAUUUGACAGAAGUGAUGACAGCAGACGAAAGGUUGAUGGGAAACUGUUAUGUUGGCUUUGCACUCAGGCAUAUAAAAGAGUGCUGGCCAAAACUCGACACAGGCAGGAGGAAGCAAGACAAAGCAUGGCCAGUCGCUGGGGGAACUUUGAAGGAUCUAACAGCAGCAGCAGCAGCAACAACAACAACUCUUCACGCAAAACCGGCAGCAUGUUGGACAAAAACAAGGACAGCGGAAUAAUGUUUAACCAACACAAAGAAACCAGUCAUGAUAAAAACAAAGAAAAGAGUAAAGAGCACAUUGGUUUGUUUGAGAAAAGUGCAAAAGACUUCACGAGUAUCUUUGAGAAGAACAAAGAUUACAACAGUGCAUUUGACAAAGCUAAAGAAAUAGGUCCAAAUAUGGAGAAAAACAAAGAACACAGUAGUGAGAAAGGUAAAGAACAUUGGGGUGUAUUUGACCGAAGCAAAGAGGGCGGCCGAUCCUUUGAUAAAAUGAUGAAGGAAAAAUCUCGCGAACAUACAAAAAAGGGCUUUGACAUGGCAAAAGACAAGUCCAAGGCACACUCCAAAAAAGUCCAUCGGAGUCGAUUUGGGUCUGGUGAUGAACCGAGCAGUAUGUACGAAGGGGGGAGUCCAGAUGGUGCAGAGGGAAGCGUGGGUAGCCACAAGGAAAGUAGCAGUGGCAGUGGCCACAAGGAUCAUCAUCAUCAUAAAGCUCACAAAGAACAUCAUCAUCAUCACAAGUCCCACAAGACCACACCGAAAGAGGAUUUGAAAGAAUUACAUAAUUCUCACAAGAACAAAUCUUUGAACAGCAUACUAAUGGACCACAGUCCCCCUACCAAAAAGUCCAAAAUUGAGAAAAGCACAAGUAAUGGCCUAUCAAGCAGCAAAAGCAGCUUGAGCUUGAGUUUUGCUGAUGCUGCUUUGAUGGACCCCAACAGUUCAGACCACGUCAUUGCAAUUCAAAGACUGCACGAUCAGAUUGAGGCCAAUAAGAAACAACUGCUUUCAAAGGAUUUACAGCUGAAGGAAAAAGAAUUGAAGAUCACAGAGCUGAAAGCGUAUCAAUAUGAACAAGAAAAAAUAUACAGAUUGAAGAUUUCUGGUAUCCAAGAAGACAAUUCUAGAAAGAUAGAUGAACUCAGUAACAAAAACCGCGACCUGAUGAAACAAAUUGCCUGCCUUUCAAAGAAACGACACAACAACACACAAUCGACUUCAACACAUAGUCCAUCUUCAUGAGCAUCGCCUUGCAGGCUCUUCUUAGUCUUACCAGCAUCCUUCUCGUCCCUGCCCCCCUACUGAAAAACUCCCCUAAUCAUCAGAACAUAAGUGACUCAUUGUAGACCUUACUCCAGCUAAGUCACUUGCAUUGAAUGCUCUGGUCCCCUGUUAUUAUUUUGUUACUAUCACCCUUGCCCAAUCUCACCCUGCUCUAUUCUAUUUGAGUCUCCUUUUAAAAGACAACACAUCAUGUUUUCACUGAAAAAAAUGCUCAUCUCUGUUAGACUGUGUACACUGCACAGUUGAAACACAUUAGAGGAAGAGUAAAAAUAAAACAAAUAUAAAUAAAUAAUACAAAAAAAAAGAAAGAAAGAAAAGGAGCAAUGUCUCUAAUUCUAGACAUUAGAGAAAAGUCCAUAGAGAUACUUAAUCACACAGCUUGAAUGAAUGCUGCAUGGUAGGGAGUUGUCUUCCCAACAACUGAAUGAAGAAACAAAUUCUAUUAGCUUGGAGAUAGGGUGGUUAUGUGUGUGUGUGUGUUUCCUUUUUUUAUUUCAAAUUUUUAAACGGAAAUCAACAAGUUUGAUUUAUAAGUUUAAGCUGCCAUCAUCGUUAAUUAAAAAAUUACACAACA